AUGUCGCGGAUGCACUCCAUCAACAGGGGUGCCGGAGAUGCCACCAACCGGGGGCAUGCCCAGGGAAGCGGCAAAGGCUGGAGGCCCUGGAAGCCCCAUUGCACCGUGGCCGUCACGGGCAUCACCGACAAGAUGAAGAAAACUGUGUUGCAAGCGUCUUUCGGGGAGUUCGGCCGGAUCAUCCGCAUUGAGGUGCCCGAUGGCAAGACAGUUGCGUUCGUCGAGUUCGAAGAGCGUCAGGACGCCAACGAUGCCAUAAAGGAGAUGCACAACACGCUCAUAGAGGACCGACGAAUCGGAGUUCGCAUGGUCGAGGACCUGCAAACAAAGGAGCGUCGUGCUCGUGAAUCUGACAGGCCCCGAAGCCGAAGCCAACCUCGAAGGUCAAGUCGGUGA
Molecule: messenger RNA, 396 nt
Organism: Symbiodinium natans
Lineage: Eukaryota; Dinophyceae; Suessiales; Symbiodiniaceae
Source: the annotation of a GenBank genome assembly